Messenger RNA from Patiria miniata (bat star), 1392 nucleotides. RefSeq names its product monocarboxylate transporter 12-like. The transcript is spliced from 3 exons. NCBI's taxonomy places the organism in Eukaryota, Metazoa, Echinodermata, Asteroidea, Valvatida, Asterinidae. Gene Ontology annotation, molecular function: monocarboxylic acid transmembrane transporter activity. The coding region runs from base 1 to 966 and encodes 321 amino acids. The record is from RefSeq and is a predicted model, not a curated record. Gene Ontology annotation, biological process: transmembrane transport; monocarboxylic acid transport.
AUGAGGAAGAAUGGUACGGGGUUCGGGAUUUCUGGUGUGCUUAUAAAAGAGGCCAUCGCCCGCCGCUUCACCACGAACUACGCCACGGCCACUGGCAUUGCACGCACAGGUGAUUCCAUCGGGCUGUUUGUGUGUGCACCCAUCGUCCAGGUAUUCAUCGACACGUAUGGAUGGAGAGGAGCCAUGCUACUGGUGGGUGCCAUCUCUAUGCAUCUUUUGGUGUGUGGCGCCCUCAUGCAGCGAGCAGGAGCACCUUCAGCAAGCAGAUACCAAAAGCUUCCAGCAGACGAUGGAAUAUCAAAACAUCCAAGUCAACUUCCCUCUCGCUGUACCUCAUUUUAUAAGAACCUGUUCGAGAUCUUCGAUAUUCGACUUCUCUCUGAUUUCCGUUACUGGUCGGUGGCCAUCAUAGCCUGCUGCUCAAAGUUUGCUUUCCACAUGUGGCACAUUUACUUCGUUUCACAAGCGAAGUCAAAUGGAUUUUCCUUACAAGAGGCGGCAACAUUUGUAACAGUUGGAGGCGUUGGAGGUUUAAUAGCAAAACUGGUUCAGGGAUUCUUUCUUGACCGCGGAGUGAUAUCCAGUUUCCAUCUGACGGCCACCGCUGUAGCGGUUUGUUCGGUGUCGCACUGCGCAACUCCCUGGCUGACGUCAUAUUGGCCAAUGAUGACGUCAUCACUCCUGAUCUUGACAAGCUCUGGCGCCCUCAGCUGUCUUCACGACGUUCUCAGUAAGCAGGUACUCGGUGUGGAUUUACUAGUCGGAACUUUUGGUUGGAUAUAUUUUACUGCGGCCAUCUUGGAAUUCUCUCUUGGCUUUUUACCUGGUUUGCUGUUCGACACCACAGGCAGUUACACCACAGCGUUUGUUUUCAUAGGCUCCUUGCAAUUCCUUCCGAUGUUUCCUCUUCUCAUUCUCAGGUAUUAUCGAUGUUUUGAAAGAGACGCACAGGAGGAGUUAACAUGAAGCCCCAAGUAAAUGUUGUAUUUGUUUUUGCUGAGGGAAUACAUUUCGUCAGUUACUUUCUGGAUAUAGCUGCAAAUGGUGUAUUAAUAUUGCAUUGCAUUAAAUUAAUUUAAUACUGAACAAAAUAAUAUUGGUAUUUGGCUAAAGAUGAUAGACACCUUUCAGUUUGAUCAUCUUUACUAAUGUGCAUUUAUUGCACGAAAUGUAUAUAUUAAAGGAAUUUUGAAUUACAAAUAGUGUUACUUCACUUGUUUGGUAACAUUUUUAACCAACAAAUUAUCAUCAGGAAUUUGUUAUUUCCAUAUUGCUCAGUUAUUAUGCCGAAUUGUUCCGUCUGCAAUGCUGGAAUGUUGAAUAAAACACGGGUAACUUGCAAAAUGUAAUACAAAUCUGGAGUAUAUUUGCUGCAUAGAAUUCUACCCGAAU